AUGAAGGCUUUUACUAAUCUCUUAAUAGUUGUUGCUAUAGGAGUAGCUUUUGUUGCUUUCCAAUGGAGUGGACCCACCUUCGACUCAGAGUCUUUAAAGGGUGCACGGGUCCUGGUGACUGGUGCCAGUACGGGUAUAGGUGAACAAAUGGCAUAUCACCUUGCCGGCUUUGGUGCCCAGGUGGUUAUUACAGCCAGGAGGGAGAAAGUUCUACAGCAGGUAGUAGAGAAGUGCCAGGGUUUGGGGGCCCAGAAAGCUCUGUACGUAGCAGCAGACAUGGCCAAUCCUUCUGACCCAGAGAGAGUGGUGCAGUUUGCUGUGGACAAGCUGGGAGGACUGGACUACCUGGUGCUGAACCACAUAGGUUCCAGCCCAUUCGCCAUGUGGGACGGAGAUGUGGAGCACACUAGAUGGUUAAUGCAGGUAAAUUUCCUCAGCUAUCUGCAGAUGGCGAAGACUGCUCUGCCCACCCUUGAGCAGAGUAGUGGUUCCAUUGUGGUCGUCUCCUCCUUAUUAGGAAAAAUGUGCAGCCCAUUUAUGGCCCCCUACACAUCCACAAAGUUUGCCCUGAAUGGUUUCUUUGGGACGCUGCAGCAUGAGCUGGCCAUGCAGAGGAGCAACGUGUCCAUUACUAUCACCGUCCUGGCCCUGAUCGAUACGGACUCGGCUAUGGAGAAAGUCAAGGGGUUCACCAACAUCCCAGCCUGGCCGGCCAGUGAGGCAGCGCUUCACAUCAUCACUUCUGGAGCCACUCGUCAGACAGAGUCUUACUACCCCUGGUUCUGGUAUUAUGGCUCUCUCAUCAGAGACUGGUUCCCCUACUUAAGGGAUAUAUCUAUACGUAACUUUUAUAAAUAUUAAACAUAUGCUUGAAAUAUACGUUAUGAUGAGAGAAGAAAAAUCAAGAAAGCAUACAGUAU
Messenger RNA from Salvelinus namaycush (lake trout), 920 nucleotides. RefSeq names its product hydroxysteroid 11-beta-dehydrogenase 1-like protein. The record is from RefSeq and is a predicted model, not a curated record. Gene Ontology annotation, cellular component: intracellular membrane-bounded organelle. Bases 1 to 861 code for a protein of 286 amino acids. NCBI's taxonomy places the organism in Eukaryota, Metazoa, Chordata, Actinopteri, Salmoniformes, Salmonidae. Gene Ontology annotation, molecular function: oxidoreductase activity. The transcript has 6 exons.